UGUCUUUUAACCGAAUGUCGAUGCUAGGUUACGAUGACAACGUGUCGAAAAAACCUUGUCAAAAUCACCAAUUCUACACUUACAAAUGACCUUUUCUUUCCGACACACUUUAUCUAUAGUUGGUUGCCAAAAACAAAACCCGAAAAUAAUCAUAGUCCCUCCGAAGACAUCCCAAUUUCCACCAGAAUCAGCAGGAAAAUUAUUUCUUGACAGACUUAAAACACACAAACCAGAUGCUGUUGCUUUUCUCGAAAUCACAACUGACAUCUCUUGCACUUAUGGCGACUUGGUAACAAAAAGCGUCAACUUUGCCAUAAACCUUCGAAGAACCCUAGGGAUCGUACCACAUGAUACAGUUGCUAUCCUUGGUAAUUAUUCGCACAAAUUCUGGGUGGCAGCACUGGCUUGUUUAUACCUCGCAGCACCUUUCCAUUUAUUGAACCCAGAAUAUACCAUUUAUGAAUUAAAACGGUACUUGAUGAUGUCUGAACCCAAAGUGGUAAUUUGUUCGAAACAGGCCGUACCCAACUUUCAGUCUUUAAGAGACGAAUGUACGUUUAUCCAGUCGAUCGUAGUAUGUGAUGAUGAUGAUGAUGAUGAUAAUGGUAAUAGUGCUGUCAUUCUGUUCAAAGACUUGGUUAGAGACAACCAAGAUGUUUCUUUUGAACCGGAAAAAGUAACUGAUAUUGACGAUCGGGUGGCCUUUAUCGUAAACUCUUCAGGUACUACUGGAUUGCCAAAAGCGGUGAUGGUCACUCAUGCGAAUCUUCGAUUAAAUAUAAGCCAUGCUGAAGAUCCUGAUUUGUAUCCUUAUCACAGCAAAAGUGUGCUUCUUCACGUAAUGUUUUUCCACCACAUUCAUGGAUUUAAUACUUGUGCGUGUGCAUUGCACCAAGGAAUUAAAAUGGUGAUUACGGAUACUAAUUGUAGUCCUGAAACGUAUUUGGGAUGUAUUGAAAAAUAUAAAGUUAAUAAACUAUUUGUUGUUCCCAUAAUGGUCGAUCAGUUGGCAACUAACCCUCUAGUGGAUCAACACGAUGUGUCUUCAGUCGAAGAGAUUUACUCGGCGGGUAGCACAUUGCCACAUCCUAUCCACGACAAAGUUUUGAAAAAGUUCAAAAUUAAAUCUGUACGUCAAAUCUAUGGAGCCACCGAAAUUGGGGCCGCCGUUUGCAUUUCCCCACUUGGUUCCUUCAUACCAGGAAGCUGUGGCAAAGUAACUCCAGGAAAUUCCCUCAAAAUCGUCGACAUCAACACUGGCGAGCUGCUGGGUUACAACCAACGUGGAGAAAUCUGCGUUAAGGCGGCUACCAUGAAAGGUUACCUCAAAGAUCCCGAAAGCAUGCGAGCAGCUUACGACGCAGACGGGUUUUACCGAACGGGAGACGUAGGCUACUACGACGAAGAUCUCAACGUGUAUAUCAUCGACCGUUUGUCAGAUAUUAUCAAGUACGAGUCGCACCAAGUACCACCGGCAGAAUUAGAAGAUAUUUUGCUCAAACAUCCCGCGAUUAAAGACGUCGCAGUUAUUGGCAAACCUGAUAGGAAAGGAGAGUUGGCGGUGGCUUUUGUAGUUAAGAAGGAGGGGAUGGAUGUGGGAGAGGAGGAGAUUGUUGAGUUUGUGAAGAAGUUUGUGACUGAGGAGAAGUGGUUGCACGGUGGGGUGAGAUUUGUGGACAAUAUACCGAGGAACCGAAGUGGAAAAAUUGGGCGCAAGGAUUUGAGGCAACUACUUGAGAAGGAAUUAAAAUAAAUGUUUAUUUUAAACUAUAGGGUAAUUUAUUUGGAAUUUAAGAAAAUAUUUUUGCAUAACAGGAAUUCCACAUACAUGACGAUUUUGCACAUUCUUUGAUAACUCUAGGUACUAAUCCGUUUUUGUGAACGUCGCAGUACCGGCUUUGCUUUUGUAAGGAGCUAUGAUGUUUUCCAAAGAAAUAUUUCUGGUUUUUAUUGUUGCGGCAGUUUCUGCAAACGCGUUGCUUGUUAGAACAGGAGUCGCUGGAAAAGCAACAAAUGUAACUUCUGCAGCCACCAAGAACGCAAACCAGACGACAUAUUUACCACCUAUUAAACCAUCAAAUGGUUCUGUGUCAGCAGUUUCAAGUACCGCAAAUACAAGUCAACCAUCUGGGGUGGUGGCUUCCAGUCGUUCCGAUGGUUCUGCGCCAAAAAAGAACUCAACACAAGAUGUUAGUUCUGAAGAAAGUACUGAAUAUGCGAAUCAAAAUGCCACUAAAUCCUCCCCCAGUUUGAAUCUCUCUGGAUCACCAAAAGAUGUACAUCAAGAUCAUCAGAAAGGAUAUUCUGAUUUAGAAGCUUCCGAUAAUUCAACUCAAAAAUCUACAACUGGAAAAAUUCGGUUGUGAAAUAUUAAAAAAGUAUAGGUUUUAUUUUUGUCUGUGUAUUGUUCGUUAUAUUUUUACUGGGAUUUUAUAAGGUAUUGUUAUUCUACACAUGCUAGUAAAAU
Zophobas morio is the source of this 2467-nucleotide messenger RNA. RefSeq lists its product as uncharacterized. Gene Ontology annotation, molecular function: long-chain fatty acid-CoA ligase activity. The coding region runs from base 86 to 1753 and encodes 555 amino acids. Lineage: Eukaryota; Metazoa; Arthropoda; Insecta; Coleoptera; Tenebrionidae. The transcript is spliced from 6 exons. Gene Ontology annotation, biological process: fatty-acyl-CoA biosynthetic process; long-chain fatty acid metabolic process. The record is from RefSeq and is a predicted model, not a curated record.